AGAUCUGAGCAUGCGCUGUGUUGCAGAGUCUGCAAAGCUGUCUCUGGAGAAGGUCUUUGUUGAGGACCAGCGAAAGAAAAGGAUUGGACUGUUCGCUGUAAUGUUUUAUUGAAUCGGAAAUACUGGAAACAUUGACACACGCAGUUGUCAAUGAUCGUGUAUUGUCAUUUUGUUAAUACUUAAUUUAUUUAGUUCAUUGCGACUGAGCGAAGCUGGCUUUCCUCUGUAUACAAACAAACCUAAGGCUAACAAUUUAAGGUGGCACAUCAAAGAUUUUUUUGACACAGUCAUUUUCUGAAUAUAAUAGGGUCAACGCUGUAGUAAAUACUGGGAAUAAUGAAUUGCUGAAAGGAGCUGGACUCCUUCAUAUUUCACUUGCUAACAUGAGAGAAGAAAGUCAUUUCACGGGAAAGAAGCUGAUGGCAAGCGAAAGAAGGGGUCAACUUUCCUGCUGUCUCGACUAUACGGAGGAGAAAGUGACAGCGAAGAGAAGCGACCUGCGACAAUACGGCCCUUUUCAUUUGAUCUCGAAGUAAAAUUUGGUCUGGAGACAUGGAGACUGUGGGGAAAUUUGAGUUCAGCAGAAAGGACUUGAUAGGGCAUGGCGCCUUUGCAGUGGUGUUCAAAGGAAAACACAGAGAGAAACAUGACUGGGAGGUGGCAGUAAAAUGCAUUAACAAGAAGAACUUGGCCAAAUCUCAGACUCUUUUAGGAAAAGAGAUCAAAAUACUAAAGGAAUUAAAACAUGAGAACAUCGUUGCAUUACAUGACUUUCAGGAAACAGCCGGUUCUGUGUACCUGGUCAUGGAGUACUGCAAUGGGGGUGACCUGGCAGACUAUCUCCACUCUAAGGGAACCCUUAGUGAGGACACCAUCAGGGUGUUUCUGCAGCAGAUAGCAGGGGCCAUGAGGGUGCUGCAGACCAAGGGGAUCAUCCACCGUGACCUCAAACCCCAGAACAUCCUGCUCUCCUACCCUGCAGGUCGCAAGUCACACUCCACCAACACCUGCAUCAAAAUAGCUGACUUUGGGUUCGCCCGAUACCUCCAGAGCAACAUGAUGGCAGCUACAUUAUGUGGGUCCCCCAUGUACAUGGCUCCGGAAGUCAUCAUGUCUCAGACCUACGAUGCCAAGGCUGACCUGUGGAGCAUAGGAACCAUCGUGUUCCAGUGUCUGACCGGGAAGGCCCCUUUUCAGGCCAGCAGUCCUCAGGACCUUCGGUUGUUUUAUGAGAAAAACAAGAACCUCAGCCCUAACAUCCCCAGAGAGUCCUCAUGCCACCUGAGGCAACUGUUACAGGGUCUCCUCCAGCGCAACCACAAGGACCGCAUGGACUUUGACGAGUUUUUUCGUCACCCUUUCCUGGAAGCCAGCUCAUCGAUGAAGAAGACGACUCCUGUUGUUACCAUGACUGGCUUUCCAAGCUCACCAUCAGCUAGUUCUUGUAGCAGUUCCUCCACUUCACACCUGGCUUCACCUCCGCAGUCCCUGGCUGAGGUCCAGCAACACCGUGCCAAGCCCCUGGCCUCCCCUACCCAGGAUGCACCAGGCUUCCUCCUCAAGGACUCGUCUGGGGGGGGCGGCAGCAGCAAGAACUCCUCCUGUGACACCGACGACUUUGUCAUGGUUCCCGUUCACUUUCCCACUGGAGAGCUGACAUGUGAAGAGCCUUCUGGGAAAAUGCUGCAGGACAGCCUGAUGACCAGCAGCUCUCUUCUGGCCUCUUGUGGGCUGGGUAGCCAAGGCAAGACUCCGCCCCUGUCUCCCUCCAACAGUGGGGCCCCCUGCCCUGUCAGGCCAAGCGAGUUCUCGGCAAGCAACUGUGGUAACUAUGGAAACUAUCGCCAGUCGGUGCCCAUUCCAGUUCCCACUCAGGUCCACAACUACCAACGUAUGGAACAGAAUCUACACUCCCCCAGCCAGGAUAGUUCACCCAGGCUGUCCACCCAGGUGCACCGCUGCAGCAGUAGAGGCUCCCUGGGAGUCGUCAGGACCGGCCCAUCUCCAGCUUACUCAGCGGGCCACGGGGCAGCCGCGACCCCCCGCAGACUCUCAGCAGGCGGGGCCCGGCCCUUCCAGCUUUCCCCUCAAGCUCCCCAAUUCCAUGACUCCCGGACGCCCUCACAGCGGCAGCCAGGCCUGGGCACCCGGCUCCACAGCGCCCCCUGUCUCCUGGAGUGCGCCCGCGGCAGCAGGCAGAAGAUCAAGAAGCAGCACUCGGACCCAGUGGGGGUCACCCACGCAGGCUUGAUGGCGGUCCGACCCCUGCACUCCUCUCCCAGGCUGAGCGAGCUCAUGCAGCGGAGCCCCCUCCCCACCAUCCUGGGCUCCCCCUCCAGGACUAUCCCUCCGUUCGAGUUCCCCAAGCCCCCCAGUUCCCCCAACCUGGUGACCUUCCUGGCCCAGCAGGGUCUGGUCCUGGGAGCUGUUGGUGGCAGGCCUUCCUCUGACCAGAGAGAGCUCGCUCUUCCCCCUGGUGGCCAGGCCACUCAUUACAUCGCCAUGGUGGAGGACGGCAAGGGCUUUUGCAGGUCCCAGAGUGCCGGCCGUCUGUCUGACAUGCUGCUAAUGGCUGCCUUCGGGACACCACCUGGUGACAGGGACAGCACUGAGAACCUCAGCUCUGACCGAGCCAUCGACAUCAUAGCGCCCCCUGGUGGUGGCGGAGCAGUGGUGGCAGGCUCUGGAAGUCCAGCUAAGGUGGUGUUCACAGUGGGCUCCCCAUCCAACAGUAGCACACCGCCCCAGCCAUCUCGCAACAGGAAGUACUCCGGCUCCUCCAGCUCUGUCAGCCCAGCCGGGUCCUUCACCAGCCGUCACCCUCAGACGGGCCCCUAUCUGGAUGGCUUCGAGGGCUCCUCCAGCCCGCGCUACAGCUUCACAGACCCAAUCACGGCCAACAUGGGGGGCCCCGUCACCUUCGAGGCCCCCGAGCUGCCAGAGGAGACCCUGAUGGAGCAGGAGCACACUGACACCCUGCAGAGGCUGCGCUUCACCCUCAACUUCGCCCGCUGUCUGAUGGAGGUGGCUUGUUCCCGGGGGUCUGGAUGUGAGCCCGGUCCCACGGAGGGCCAGGAGGACACCCCUCCCCCCUCACUGCUCCAGCAGCAGAGCCUGGUAGCUGACCAGAUCAGCUCCCUGAGCCGUGAGUGGAGCCAUGCCGAACAGCUGGUGUUGUACAUGAAGACUGCCGAGCUCCUGUCUUCAGCCUUACACACGGCCAUGGGACAGGUGAAGCAGGGCAAACUCUACCCUUCUUCCACGGUCAAACAAGUGUUGAGGAGGCUCAACGACCUCUACAAGUGCAGCGUGUCUUCGUGUCGCGUGCUCAACGGCCGGCUGGAGCGCUUCUUCUCCAGGAAGCAUCGACUCAUGGACCACAUCAACACCAUUACAGCGGAGAAGCUUCUCUUUAGCCACACUGUACAGAUGGUCCAGGCAGCUGCACUGGACGAAAUGUUCCACCAAGGGGAGGCGUCGAUCCUCCGCUACCACAAGGCCCUGCUGCUGAUGGAGGGCCUGUCCCUGCUGCUGACGGAGCAGACUGACAUCCUCAGCGUCAGCAAGUGUAAGGAGUGCAUUGAGCGUCGCCUCACCGCUCUGCAGUCGGGGCUUUGCGUUUGAGGAUGCUGCAGUGCACCCUGGGAUGCUUUUAUCGCGAUGUCAGUCGUCAACACAGCUACCGUCACCGUCCCCAGUUCAUCUAAUCGACCCCUCCUUCACACCAUCUUGGUAUCCCACUCCACAUUCCACAUUAUGGUCUCUGAACCGGACAUGGGACAGGUGACAAUGGUCAUGGAGGGGAACAGAGACCGGAUCCGCACUGGACCAAUAUUGGAGACUUGACUGCCUCAGAGCAUUAAAGAGGACCCGUUCCCCCGGAUGGAUUAGUGUCCAUGCAGUUCGACAGCUUUAUGAAGUCUCAUACUCACAGACUACUACGUCCUAGGGGGGCCCUUCAGCCGUCGUUGCGAAACAGACACAGGCACACAAUUUGGUCCCACCAGUGAGUAGGCGCAAAGCAAUCAGUAACGAUUAGUCAUUAAUUAGGCCACUGGCUGAGAAAACUCAGUUGAGACUUUUUUGCGCGAGAUAUAUCCUUCUUUUGUUUGGCUUUGAGGUCAUCAUAAAUGGUGUCGUUAUUUCAUUGGAAGCUUACCUUUGGAAUUUCUGAUAUUUUGCAUUACAAACCUGAUUGUGGCAUACAUUUAUGAAGUCACAGAAAUUACAGUCGUUAGCUUUUAAGUUGUUUGAAACCAAAAGUAAGAUCAAUUCUAGUGACAGACCUAGAAAAGUCAUUGUGGUGGGAGUCCUUUAUCUUUCCACAUUUGGCUUGUGAUCGACUCUAUUGGCCAUAUAAAGGUCGAUGUGUUUCCUUCAGCCCAUUAAUAUGGAGCGAGAGAAUGUACUGAGGGACUAAAGCUACAGUACUUUGAUACAGACUGGAACUGGGCCAAUUCAAGAAUUUCACCAAAGUAUUUGAUGGAAGCCAUGUUGAAAGACAAGCUGGAACUGCUAUUCCUUAUACAGCUUUGGAGUCAUAAGGCUUGAGAUACUGUAUAUCCCGAUCACCAUUAAUCAGCUAUGUAGGAAACAGAAUGUUAUUUUAACCAGUAUAUGCCAGAAGUAGCGCUUUGUGGUUUAGUCCGACCAAGGAAUAUUCUCCAUAUAGAGUUAUACAUUUCUGGCAUUGAUAUUUGAUUACAUAUGACAUUUUAGUUCAACUUAAAUAAUCUAUUUAGAUUCUCUGUGUCGUUUGAGUGCAGCAAUCACAAUUUGUUUGAAUGUAGGGCUGCUUGACAGAACGAAAUCAGCCCAUAGUUACUAAACACUGAGAGCCCAGAACUUUCUAGAACUGUCAUCAACUGGGCAAAGCGUAACUAUCUAUGAAUACAAAUAGGUGUUAUUGCACUGUUUGUUUUCUUCAGUACUGUUCAGAAAAGUAAUUGGAUGAGACUCAGAAAUGUACAUGCUGUUUUGUUCAGGAACUUAUUAGAUGGAUUUUAGCUAAUAAAAUAUUUUUUUUAGUAGUUUUGGAUGGUUUUGUUAUAUGUUGAUGUGUGAUUGAGUGUUGACAGGAAAGUGGCAUAAGCUAUUAAACCUUUGACAGGUGCCUUUUGAAGGGGAAAAAACUAAAAACAAAAUUUGGACUUGUUGUAUUGAUUAUUAUGUGUUUGUUUCUAUGUGUUGUUUUAAAGUCAUGAAGAGUGAUGAUUGUGGUGGAUUUUUGAAGUAGUUUAUUAAUUGUAGUGGAUUGGACGCAUUUUUUCCUGAUUUAAUUGAGCUAUUAGUAGUUUUUUCCCCUGACAACAUAUUUUUGAACACUUUACCCUCGUCUCCCUACCUUAACCUUAAUUUUUCUAGUGGUUAGUAGCAACAUAUAUAUAUCUGAAGUGUGCGUGCAUGUGUGAACUAGAGUUUGUGAUACAUACAGACACUUUAUAAUUUGCUUAAUGGAACAGAGACACUGAUUAUCAAGCAGUGAUAUAUUCACGAAAUCCCAAAGUCCUGGUUAAACAAAUCUAUAUUGUCAGGAAAACUAAGGCUCUAGUUGGAAUGUUGGUCAUGUUGUGUUUGGACCAGAAAAGAGCAAGGAAUAAGUUUGUUGUCUGUAUCUUUUGGCUUGCCUGCAAUUUGUCUCUUGUUUUUUAUUUAUUUUAUUUCUCCUUUUAGCGUCUGAAAGUUGUAACAGAUAUUGCACACAGCCAAUGUCAUGUAAACAAUGUUUAGUUUGUGUUAUACAUUCCAAAUGAAUGUUAAGUCUAGUGUCUCAGGUAGGGUUUCUACUGACCACACUAUGAUCGCCCUGAAUCUCCUAAUCACCGGCUGAUGGAAGGCAUGAUGAUGUCUCACCUGUAAACAUUGGUCACCGUCUUAUUUUAAUCAUCAGUGAUGAUGUUGGUCAGAAAUCUGAAGCAAACAUACAACAUAAAUUGGAAAACUGUCAAAGUAAUGGUCACAAUGUAAGGCCGUGAUAUUAAAUGUUUGUCAAAAUUAUUCUGCACUCGAAUUCUGUACUCGUUGUUAUGAUUCUGCAUUCCAUUUAUAUAGAUAGGCUGAUAAUAAAAUGUAUGCUCAUUCAAUAAAUUAUUGUUCAAGAACAAA
This is a messenger RNA of Hypomesus transpacificus, 6105 nucleotides long. It is a transcript of the gene ulk1b, whose product is annotated as unc-51 like autophagy activating kinase 1. Lineage: Eukaryota; Metazoa; Chordata; Actinopteri; Osmeriformes; Osmeridae. Bases 553 to 3624 code for a protein of 1023 amino acids. Gene Ontology annotation, biological process: axon extension; positive regulation of autophagy; autophagosome organization. Gene Ontology annotation, molecular function: ATP binding; protein serine/threonine kinase activity. Gene Ontology annotation, cellular component: autophagosome; cytoplasm. The record is from RefSeq and is a predicted model, not a curated record. The transcript is spliced from 27 exons.